AUGGCAACCCGCCCUUUGGCCGACAUGGCAGCCCGCCGCCCCUCGGCCGACCUGGCCAGCAGCGUCUAUCUCAUCGCGUCCGACGGCAGGACCCGGAGCCUCCCGAUCCCCAGCGAUUCUCCCAAUGAUCCCCUUAACUGGAGCCGCUGCACCCGCAUCAUGCUGCUCGUAUCGUUGGCCGUCCUGGCCGGCGUUGGCGUCACGCAGCUCAACGCGCCCCCGAUUAUGCGCCACGCCCUAGCCCUUGAGUUUGGCGAGGACCGCCUAGCGGGGUUUGACAUGGCCACCACCACGCCCGACGUUAUGUUUGGCGUUGGCGUUAUUGUUUGGACGCCGCUGUGCAUCGGGCUGGGUAGACGCCCGGUCUUGCUGCUGAGCGCUAGCAUUCUUCUGUUCGCGCUAGCCGCCGCGGGGCUAGCCCCAUCGCUAGAGGUGCUAAUUGCCGCCAUUGGCUUUCAGGGGCUGGCGUGUGGGGGAGUGCCGACUGCUGGCAUCCUAAUGGUUAUCGACAUCACCUACAUUCACCAACGCCCCCUGUGCAUCGCGGUGCUGUGGUCCGUCGGCCGGGGCAUCACCUUUAUCAUCCUGGCUCUCAUGCCCACGGCGCUCCCUAUCGAGACCCGCUGGCGGUCGUUUUAUCUGAUCGGCACCGCCGUCUGCUGCGUCGCCUUGGUGCUGGUGUUUUUCUUUUGCCCCGAGACGUACUUUCUGCGGCCGCCCGUCGUGUUUGACGGCCGCGUGCUGGUGCAGAGCGGGUCGGAAAAGGUGCGGAUAUACGACUUGUCUGAGGGACAGAGUGAGAGCGGAAAAAGCGGACAGAGCGGACAGAGCGGCAGUGUGGGACAGACUGCGGAACAAACCGGACGAGACAGCCCCUACUACAUUGACCAUAGCGAGCUGUUCAAAGACCAGAACCGUGGCCGCCCCAAAACCAUAGACGAGCGGCGCGGCGGCAAGGACCGCAAGGAUCUCGAGGCCUACCUCGACCAACACAAACACCAGAUCGAAACCCUCAACCGCGACGUCAAGCGCAAGGAUGUUGAGGCCUACAUGAAAAGCAAAGGCACCCCCAGGCACCUCACCCUCCGCCGCGCCGCCUGUGCAGACUGGCGCGGCGCAUGGAUGUGCCUCCCACAAAUGCUGCUUUGCAUCGCAAAUCCCCUCAUCUUUUGGGUCGCCCUCCAUAAAGGCGUGCUCGUGCUCGGCACCGUCGUCAUCCGCAGCCAGGUCCCCCGCGCCCUGCACCGGCCGCCCUACAGCAUGUCGUCGCCGGAUGUCGGGCUGAUGGACCUUUCCGCCGCCCUGGGGUGCUUCGCCGCGCUUCCAAUCACCUACGCCAUCACCGCCUCCACCGUCGGCACCUUGACCCGCCGCAACGCCGGCGUCCGCAAGGCCACCUACUAUCUGCCCGGCUUCAUCCUGCCCGUCCUGUGCGGCGCCCUGGCCAACGUGCUGUUUGGGCUAACGGCUGUACCUCCCGGCGGCGACGGCUAUGUGGACUGGGUCCACCACUGGGCCUUUGUGGCAGUGGCGUGGGUGUUGGCCCAGGUUGCAUUCACAGGUGAGGCCGUGGUGUCGACCCUGUGGGUGACGGAAGCCUUUCCACAGUGGGCGGCCGGGGCGCUGGCGGCCGUCAACGGGCUCAGCUUCACGUUUAGCUGUCUGCUGGGUUUCAGCGCUCCCCAGUGGCUGGCUAGUCAGGGGCACCUCCGCAUGAACGUUGAGAUUGCGGCCGCCAUCCUGGUAGCUGGGGGCAUGGGCAUUCCCCUUGCAUUCUGGGGCAAGGGACUGCGACAGUAUCUGCCUGGACGGUGUGCCGUGUUUGAGGGGGGUGCACUGCGGCCGCAAUAG
Messenger RNA from Gaeumannomyces tritici R3-111a-1, 1851 nucleotides. RefSeq lists its product as hypothetical. The transcript is spliced from 2 exons. NCBI's taxonomy places the organism in Eukaryota, Fungi, Ascomycota, Sordariomycetes, Magnaporthales, Magnaporthaceae. Gene Ontology annotation, molecular function: transmembrane transporter activity. Gene Ontology annotation, biological process: transmembrane transport. The coding region runs from base 1 to 1851 and encodes 616 amino acids. The record is from RefSeq and is a predicted model, not a curated record.